Messenger RNA from Varroa destructor (honeybee mite), 4658 nucleotides. RefSeq lists its product as uncharacterized. Gene Ontology annotation, biological process: proteolysis. NCBI's taxonomy places the organism in Eukaryota, Metazoa, Arthropoda, Arachnida, Mesostigmata, Varroidae. Gene Ontology annotation, molecular function: serine-type endopeptidase activity. The record is from RefSeq and is a predicted model, not a curated record.
UUCUGCUCCCCUCGGCGCUGGCUUUCGACAUGUCCCCGACAGCAUUGGGCCCGAUUGGGCCGGGUCUUCACCGUCGUCUGCCAGAAAAUGACAGCUUAAGAAGAAGCCCUUGCUCCAAUCGCCAUCAGCAGCAUCCCUCUCCCCGAACAGCCAGGAGUCGAAGAUCCGACCGAGAUCCAUGCUGCUGUCGUUAGCAGGUCUUCACAAGCUGCUGCUGCUGCUGCUGCUGUUACCUUCGUCGAUUUCCGUGCUUGACUCCGCUCCGUAUCGUGCUCAACAGACUGGCUAACUCUACAGUUGACCCGCCGCUGCUGCUGCUGUUGUUGCCGUUAACAACAGGCAACGAGUCGUCGUCACUAGUAGCUACGAUACUGCAAGCAGCUAUAUGAUACAAAACAUAUCAUUGGCUGUCACAUCUCAUGCCGUGUUCCAUUGUUUCAAAUCAUCGUCGUACGUCAACGAUACGCUACCUAAGUGUACGCUAGUUCGUUGUGAAAUCCAUAGCGGUCCGGUCGUAGAACAUGACAAUCGGCAGUAAUGAUGUGAGUUUGAGAUCCUUUCGUGACAGCAUCCCCUAAACAACGACCGACCUUUUCUCGGUGCACGCAGAAUUACCGCAAUCACAAAUAGUGAGCUAAUUGAUAUUAAAUUUUAGUGCGCCAUGAUGCUUCUUUUAAAGCAGUUUAUACUGACCGUGUUUGUUGUUCGAGCGGGCGCACAAGACACAAGUGCGCUGAUAACAGGCAUCCUGGGUAGCCUAACUUCGACGAGUAAAAACCAGGGUUGUCCUGGCGAAUGCGUGCAUGCAAUCACCGCCCUGCUCUGCGAGCAAACGUUAUCGGACGCACAAUGCGAUGCGGCUUAUCUCCGCUGCUGUAUCACAAAAAGUCCAGUGAAUGUGGCGUCGUCGAGCGAAAUCGGCAACGCGUUCGUAAAGGGCGCGCCGGCCACCGGUGGACAGGGACAAGAUGAAACUCCAGCUACGAAACCAACACCCCAGCCUCUGAAGGGUGAUUCAGAUUCUACCAGCGACUCGCAGCCCCCGUUUCCACCAGCUGAUCACUCCAUCAACGCGACAGCUCUACUGUUAGGCGAUCGUGUCGAACCGGACGUGCGUAUUGAGACGAUAAACACCUCGAAUGAGUCUAAAUCCGCAUCUACUUCAGCCGUUCCGACUGACCCUAAAUACAAGACGGGCUCUGCUAUCACCAAUAUCAACUGUCCGGGCGCGUGUAUUUCAGAAACAUUUGCCGCUUAUUGUCGCGUUUCUAUAGCCGAUGGCUUGUGUGGUCAUGGUGGACUUUGUUGUGCAAAUGAGAAUGAGGGACAGACAGUGACUGCAGGACAAGAUGGCAAAUCUAGCAAACAACCUAUAGAGAUUGAGAAAAAGGCGGGUAGGCCAAUUGAGUGCACUGGCUCUUGCGUUUCAUCGCUCUUCAGUCUGCUAUGCGACAAAGUUGAUUAUACGGCAACGUGUAAUUCAGGCGGAGUGUGUUGCCUGAACACAGGCGCGACCUCAACGCCAACGACGACUUCCUCCCCACCUCCAGCCUCAUUGACUCUGCCGACCUGCGUUGGUCGUUGCCUUCCGGGUUUCAUGCAUACGGCGUGCCGUAGCAAAGGUAACCAAGUUUCAACGGAAACCACUAUGUGUCCACCUGCUACCAUCUGUUGCUUGGAUACCCCGGGUCGAGCAGGAGGUGGCGACGUCUACACCAAUGACCGUGGACCUGAUGGCCCUGGUAUCAUCUUAACAGGCCCUCCGAAUGUCCAGUCUCCGUUCCCUUUGAGCGGUUCGUCGCGGUUCGCUGUGCCAACUACGCUUAAUAAGCAACCGUCGGUUAGCGGUGAACUAUUUGGACUACCGCUUCCUAUCCAAGAAGAGGCCAUCGGUCCUUUAUCUAGUGCUGAAUUAGUAACGAAAAUUGCCAGUACUAUACAGUGUCCCGGCAGCUGUAUUGCCCCACUAAUGAAAUUCACUUGUUUUGGCUCUAAUGACGUAUUUCCACAUUUCAAGUGCACUGACGGCUAUAUGUGCUGUGCCGAUACGAGUGACGUCAAGCGUACCUUGAGCGCUGCCAUUAUUCUUAAUCAAGUUGGUCCGUUAGGGCCACAUUCCGUGCCACCAGGGGGUCUUAUACCAGUGCCUACAGAUGGAAGCCUUUUCGCUCAACGGCCAAGCCCUGGGGAGCUGCCUCCGCAUGGUGACAAUAAAUUAAACCCAUCUAGUGAACCUCAAGAGUCUCAACUUCAACCGAUAAAUGUAAGGCCUCCUACAAACAUCGUACAGCAAAGUGGCGCAUUAUCCGAACGUUUACCGAAUGGGCCAAAGACGCCGCCGGUAGCCAUCGCUCCUGCUACGUCACCUCAACCCCACAGUCCUCCUUUGUCAUCCGGAUCACCGCCACUGUCCCCGCCAGCAUCUCAGGGUAAUUUUGUGCCCGCCUUAAGGCCUAGACCCGGCCAAUCCCCUGUUGCUCUGCCUCAAGAAAGCACAGAUAUGUUAUUACCGUCGCCUACAAGUCUCAGCGCUUCCCAGCCGUUGGUACCUUCCAUUACGCCUGUAUCAGGAACUCGUUUAAAAAGUCCUUCCUACCAUGUUAAUACGCCUAAUCAAAGUUCUUUUUUGGGUAGCAAGAACUUCAACCGAGUAUUUCGGCCCAUCGGCCAAUCAGAACCUGUUAUCACUAAUACUGGAGCCAAGCCGACUCCCUCUUCCCCCGCAAGUAGUCCCGUGUUAACGGCAGGUGGUUUCGUUCCCACUAGAGCUGCUUCUCCUUCAAUCAUAUCCGUACCUUCGCUUACGGACUCACCACCAAUACUCCCUGCUCCUCACUCCCAGGCUUCGAGGGAAUCGAAUGGGACGCGCUUAAAGGGAUUUUCACGCGAACCGCUCAGCUGUGGACGGCGCAGUGGCGCUCGACAACAAAAAGUAAUCGGAGGUAAAGACGCGGGGCUUGGAGAUUGGUGCUGGCAGGCGGCUAUCUACAACGAGAAAGGCCAGUAUGUCUGCGGUGGAGCCCUUAUCGGUCCUCAAUGGAUAGUCACCGCAGCUCAUUGCGUAACCAAGUACGUCCGAAAUGGAGAUACGUUCUUUGUCGAGGUGGGAUCGGUUGAUCUCACAGCGAGACAUGGGCAUUCACGCAAGAAGGCCUGGGCUAGCUAUAUACACCACAACUACAAUGAAAACACACUUGACAACGACAUCGCGCUUGUUAAGGUUUUGAAUCCAUUCAAUGUGAACUCUUCGUCAAUAUCAGCAGCCUGUACUGUGUGUCUACCAGGCAAACAAGGAUCUAAGAAUCCUGAACAGGCAGCACAAGGUCAGGAAGGCCAAUCCACCCGAUGCACUGUUACGGGCUACGGUGCCCUACAAGAAGGAGGACCCGUUGCCAUGCGCGUUCGGCAGGUUGAGCUUCCUAUGGUUGAGGAGCGUACGUGCGUCGCUCAACUAAGCGCGGCCACGGCGAAGCUAUUCAAACUCCCUGCGAGCACAUUCUGUGCCGGUGGGGAAAAAGGCAACGAUGCAUGUCAGGGCGACGGUGGGAGUCCGAUGGUAUGUGACAUGGGAGGCUUCUAUGAACUGAAAGGUCUUGUGUCCUGGGGCCUUGGCUGCGGACGACAGGAUGUACCCGGUGUUUAUGUCAAGGUGUCUUCAUUUAUAGGCUGGAUUAACCAGAUUAUCUCUGUUAAUACGGCGUAAUAUUCAUCGAAGACAACACCGAUCGCGAAAGACAAGAGAUACUAACGAACCUUCGAAGGGACUGCCUAGAAUUUAGACUAAGGUUACGUUUAAUGUUACGUCAUUGACAAUAGCCUAUUCAAGAGAGUUACCAAUAAAUAAUAGUUUACUAUAACGUAAACAAUUAGAACUUACUAGUUCAAACUCAGUCGAAGCCAUAUUGCGAAAAUUAACUGAAGCUGCGCCACGGAUAGCGUUUACUUCAGUGGUUGGGGGGUUAUUUAACAAUAACAUUACGAUUCAAACGUUUGUGUAACCCUGUGGAUCCUGUACAUGCAGUCCAUGGAAAUAUUUAACACUGUAUAUAAAUCAAUUAUUAUAGUGCUAAGUAUUUGUUAUGGGAACGCUAAGAGCUAUGUGUAGUGGACUCAUUUGUCGCAUGGAAGUUCAUGCAUUUAUCACCUAUGACCGCCUUGAGCGACAUUCAUUAUCCUACUGUUUAUGUAUAAGUUGGCAAAUCAAGCUGAUCAGUUACUUAGAUGCCUUAAGUAAAAUCUGUUAUUCGAAAGGGUCUGGGUGUCUUUUACCAUUUGUUUUCCUUAAGGGCGUACAGUCGUAAGGGUAGAGCGACACAGGCAACCCUUACGGUUGUAUAGAGUAGUCGAUCGACUCUUAGUAGUUGCAGUUGGAACUGACCAAACAAUAGCUUACGUAAAAUUUAUGAAUAUUACAUGUCGCAGAUUGCCAUAUAUUCAUUAAUAAACGUCUUAUCUGACCCUAUUUGGUAGAAUAAGACAGGCAUUUUACGGACCCCAGGAUAUAUAAUGGACACUUGUAGUAGAUACUCAUUAUUGAUAUUACUGAUAAAUAAAAAUCCAGUGAAAUUUAUUGAACUUACAGAGCUUAUUAAGAAGUAGAAUAAAACUAUCACAACAACUAAAAUAUUUACUUGUCCGAUAUACACAUUAGCCUGCUU